AGGACCCUCCCACUCCUUCGUAUCUCACCGUUGUGUUCUUGUUUUUUCUCCCUACUUUUCUCCUUUCUGUUUGAAGAUGAGAGGUGUCUGUGGGCAAUUGUUAUGGGUAUUGCUGCUGAUAACGGCAACUGGCAGUAGAAUGUGUAUUAUGGCGGACUCAGAUGAGCAAUGGGUGCAGAUGGACAAGAUAAAUUUUGAUACAGGAGGCCUGAGUAGAGACAGCUUUCCCGAAGGAUUUCUCUUUGGAACUGCAACUUCUGCUUAUCAAGUUGAAGGGAUGGCUGAUAAAGAUGGUCGUGGCCCCAGUAUUUGGGAUGUUUUUGUUAAAGUUCCUGGAAUUAUUGCUGAUAAUUCGACUGGCGAGGUUUCAGUGGACCAAUAUCACCGCUACAAACAAGAUGUGGAUAUCAUGCAAAAGUUGAACUUUGAUGCAUACCGGUUCUCAAUUUCAUGGUCCAGAAUUUUCCCAUAUGGAACUGGGAAAGUAAAUUGGAAGGGUGUUGCAUACUACCAUAGGUUGAUCGACUACAUGCUCAAAAGAGGCAUUACUCCAUAUGCAAAUCUUUAUCACUAUGAUCUUCCCCUGGCACUUGAGAAGAAGUAUAAUGGACUACUGAAUCGCCAAGUAGUGAAAGACUUUGCUGAUUAUGCCGACUUUUGUUUCAAAACCUUUGGUGAUCGAGUGAAAAAUUGGAUGACAUUCAAUGAACCUAGAGUAAUUGCUGCACUUGGAUAUGAUAAUGGGUUCUUUGCUCCUGCCCGAUGCUCCAAAGCAUUUGGGAAUUGUACUGCUGGGGAUUCUGCAACUGAGCCUUAUAUUGCUGCCCAUAAUUUGAUUUUGUCUCAUGCAGCUGCAGUUCAGAGAUACCGUGAAAAGUAUCAAGAAAAGCAAAAGGGAAAAAUUGGUAUUCUGUUGGACUUUGUCUGGUAUGAACCUCUUACCAGAUCAAAAGCUGACAACUAUGCUGCUCAAAGAGCAAGAGAUUUUCAUGUUGGAUGGUUUAUUCAUCCAAUUGUCUAUGGUGAGUAUCCAAAAACAAUGCAAAACAUUGUUGGCACAAGGCUACCUAAGUUCACAAAACAAGAGGUUGAGAUGGUGAAGGGCUCAAUUGAUUUUGUGGGUAUUAACCAAUAUACCACUUAUUAUAUAAGCGAUCCUCAUCAGGCAAAACCAAAGUACCUGGGCUAUCAGCAAGACUGGGAUGCUGGAUUUGCUUAUGAAAAGAAUGGGGUGCCAGUUGGUCCAAAGGCAAAUUCUUAUUGGCUUUACAAUGUACCAUGGGGUAUGUACAAGGCUUUGACAUACAUAAAAGAGCAUUAUGGAAAUCCUACAGUGAUAUUAUCUGAAAAUGGCAUGGAUGAUCCUGGCAAUGUCACACUUCCAAAGGGAUUGCAUGAUACAACCAGGAUCAACUACUACAAGGGCUAUUUAACUCAAAUGAAGAAGGCAAUUGAUGAUGGAGCCAACGUGGUUGGGUAUUUUGCUUGGUCUUUGGUUGAUAACUUUGAAUGGAGAUCAGGCUACACUUCAAGAUUCGGCAUUGUGUAUGUUGAUUUCACAACUCUAAAGAGGUACCCGAAAAUGUCUGCCUAUUGGUUCAAGCAAAUGCUUCAGCGGAAAAAGAAUUAGUUUCUUAGUCUUUUAUUGAACUUUGGUCGUCUGUGAUAAUAAUUUGCCUUUUAGGUAGUUCAGGUUUAAUUUUUUUCUUUUUAUUUUCUAGCCUUGUGGUGUUGAAUCAAGAUAUUAUCAGUACUUUUUGGGAAUAGAAUUUUUUUCCCCUUA
This is a messenger RNA of Ricinus communis (castor bean), 1783 nucleotides long. Its product is annotated as beta-glucosidase 44. Gene Ontology annotation, biological process: carbohydrate metabolic process. Gene Ontology annotation, molecular function: beta-glucosidase activity. The record is from RefSeq and is a predicted model, not a curated record. Bases 77 to 1630 code for a protein of 517 amino acids. Lineage: Eukaryota; Viridiplantae; Streptophyta; Magnoliopsida; Malpighiales; Euphorbiaceae. The transcript has 11 exons.